Blumeria graminis f. sp. triticale is the source of this 4956-nucleotide messenger RNA. NCBI's taxonomy places the organism in Eukaryota, Fungi, Ascomycota, Leotiomycetes, Helotiales, Erysiphaceae. The record is from the annotation of a GenBank genome assembly.
AUGCCACUUCAGAAAUCAUUCUCUGACACCAAUUAUUCCUCUAGGUCAAAGCAAAAUCGGUCACAAUGGAACAGGAAUAAAAGCUUCUCUGAGAACCAAGCCCCUAAAGCAGAGACGAAGCCCUUGCAAGAAAAACCUCCAAUACCUAUAUCUUCUGUCACAAAAAAUAAGCUUAGCAACUUUCAGUUCAAUGGCUACUUUGAUGCUGACAACAAGAUUAAAGCAACCUCCGAGGGCUUGGGAAAUGAAGAAAAAGAGAAUAUUUCAAGAGACAUAGUUGAGAAGGCUGAAGAAAGAACUACAUCAUUUGGAGUGCCAAUAAAUAAGCAUGAUAAUGUAUCGGCCUCGACUUUACAAGAAAAUCCUUCGACUCCAUGCAGCAAAUUAGCCUUACCCGACUUAAUUGGAAUGGGAGAUGUUAGAAGAUCGGUCCAUGAAGUCUCACCAGAUGACAAGAUAGAAUGGGAUCACAAUAAAGGUAUUGGCCAGGAUAAUGGUCCAAGAUUUGGGGCCAUUAGAACCGCGAGGAAACGGGCUCGAAGUUCAUCUCCUGUUGCAUCGUCACCCCUUCUUGCUUCCCAUCAGUUUGAUCCUGGAACGGAGCUUUGGGGACGCUUCUCUGUUAAUAAACCAGAAUUAUCCACACAAAGAGGCCCAUCGAUCCCUGUUCUAGCUCACCUAAUGCAGACAUCUUCACCAAAGCCAACUCAUGGUAGCACGACUCCAAGGACUACGAUAAAGUUUAGAAGAGCUCAGAGUUGUGGGAAUCAGUUCCCGCAGAGGAGAGACAGUGUAGGUGGAUCUUUCAAUGAUGCCCUGAAGAAUUCAACUAAGGUUUGUCCCUCGAAAUUGGCCGUCCUAAUAGAAAGGGUGCAGGAGGGUUUUACUCAACCCAAACUAUCUUAUCCAGCGUCAAAAUUUCAUACCAAACCUGAUUGUGGUCUAGAACUUGACAAUUUCAACCCUGAGAGUCUUCAUCUAGCGGAAAUCCCGUGCAAAAGCUUUUCAGAUACAAAGCGCUUGGAUGAUGGCAAAAUAACGAAAGAUCCCAUAGACAAAACAUUAUCUUCAGCUACGCGUGCAUCUUCUGAUUAUGGUGACUUUGACGAUGACGAAUUAGAUGCAAGCCUUAUUGAAGUAUUUGGGAUUGAGCAAGGAAUACCUAUCCAUCAAUCGCCGAAUAACUUGACAGCGUCCAUAAAUCCUGUACCUCUAUUGACUGUUCAACAAGCUACACCCACAUCUCACUCGACUUUGCCAAGAAAAGACGAUAGCAGUCGUAGCUGCCAGCCGGUAUCAAAUGAUGAAGUUUGCGAUUUUGAUGAUUCUGAGGACGAUAUCUUCUCCGCAGACUUGGAAAUUCUUGUGUCUCAGUAUGAUAAAAGACCGAUAGAAAAGUCGACACUCACGAUUACGAAGACUUCACCAAAGCUUCCGAAAUUAGAAUCUAGCCCCGCAAGAAACGAGUCAGAGGAUGAAUUUGCUGAUGGUGACCUAAAUGAUGCCGAUUUUGUGGCUGUAGAAGCAACAUGUCAGACACCUAACAGUCGGACGGCUCUUUUAAACCAAAAAGUUGGAGCCAUUCAACGAUACUUGGUGACAAAAGUUAUGGAUUCUGUAUAUGAAGAUUCUUUAAGUCGCCAGAGUAAUGAAAAGAUAUUGAUGCUUAGCGAUGGACGCACAAUAGAUCUCAGGGUUGUUCAUUUGCGGGGAAUUUGGCUAGACACUCCAGUGCCCAUUGAAGCUUAUGUUCAUAUCAUUGGACGCUUUGAUUGUACCGGUCGAUGCAUAGUUGACAACGAAAACAAUCUGCUCAUUCUACACCCUGAUCAUCUUAUAUCUUCUACAGUAGUUGCUGACUCCUUUGGCUGUAUCCGCCGAGCCAUCCUUCAGGAGAGGGUCAAGGCCACAAGUGAAAAAACUGCCCCUUUAGUUUAUGGUACAAUUCUUCAUGAGAUAUUUCAGUCAGCCAUGCAAUCGAAUCGAUGGGAUACAAAAUGGUUAGAUAAUAUUAUCCAAGAAAUAACUACAAGGCACCUUGAGGAUCUGUAUACAAUCAAGGUUCAUGUAGUUGAGGCCAUCAAGCACUUAAAAACCAAGAUGCCUGAGUUGCAGUCCUGGGCUGGAUUAUUUGUUUCGCCUCAACCAAAGCCAGGGGCCCACCUCAAAUUAUCUAACGGUGGUACUGCUCUUAUGUGUAUUUCUAAAUUACUCGAAGUCGAACAGCAUGUCUGGUCUCCAAUGUAUGGGAUUAAAGGCAACAUAGAUGCGACUGUUCAAGUGACCAUAAAAGAUAGAAAAGAGAACCGAACAUUGACUGUUCCAUUUGAAGUCAAGACCGGUAAAAACCAAAGCAUAUCUCACCGUGCCCAAACAACGCUCUACAAUCUACUUUUAUCUGAUAGAUAUGAUGUCAAUAUUGCAGAUGGAAUUCUAUACUACAUGGAAACAUCGGAAACAAUACGGAUACCUGCAGUCCGACAUGAUAUCUGCCACAUGAUUAUGCAACGGAAUAGGCUUGCCUGUCAUGCGAUGGAACGCAAUUCGAAACUCCCGUCAAUGCUGAAAAACGAUAAUUUAUGUAAUUCGUGUUACGCGAAGAUUCCGUGUCUUAUUUACCAUAAGUUCGUUGAUGAGGCAGAAAGCGAGACAUAUAAGCUAAAGGCAACCUUCAGUGACCUUCUUAAGCAUCUUACACCGAGACACAAGGAAUUUUUCUUGAAGUGGGAUGAUCUUCUGAUGAAGGAAGAAAAAGAAAUCUCCAAAUUCCGACGAGAAUUAUGGACUAUGCUUAGUUCUGAACGUGAAAAGCUUGGCAGGUGUUUCUCUCAUGUCAUUAUCCAAAGUAAUACUUUUAGCGAAGACAAGAAUUAUUCGAAGAUCAAUAGAUUUCAGUACACCAUGAUAAAAGCGAAGCCAACUUCUAGUUUUUCGUUUUUGGACUCGCAGAUGACUGUUGGAGACCCUAUAGUGAUUUCUGAUGAGAAUGGUCAUUUUGCUCUCGCCAACGGAUUUGUGAUUCGCGUUUUACGGCAUGAAAUUACUGUCAAAGUAGAUCGUAGACUUUAUAAUGAAUGGACUCGCCAGCCUGGCUUCGAUGCGCUUAAUAACCAAGUUUUUGGAGACAGAACCCAAGAUUCAGAGCAAGGUACGCAUUCUGAUGGAGGUGAGGGAUUAAAGAGAUCUCUUGUAUACUACCGAUUGGAUAAAGAUGAGCUAAGUAAUGGCAUGGCGACUAUUCGAAAUAAUCUGAUUCGGAUAAUGGUCGAUGAGCCUUCUGGUUCUCGUCACAUACGUGACCUAAUCGUGGAUCUGAAGAAGCCUCAGUUUAGAAAUAAUCCCACAUCUUUACUCUUACAAGAUAGUGAGCUCGUAAAUGUGGAUCAAAAAGAAGCCAUUCAAAAAGUUAUGAAUGCCGAGGAUUAUGCUCUUGUCCUUGGUAUGCCUGGAACUGGCAAGACCACAACUAUUGCACAUAUCAUAAGAGCUUUGGUUUCGCGGGGGAAAAGUGUUCUUUUGACAUCGUAUACUCAUACAGCCGUAGAUAAUAUUCUUCUGAAAUUGAAGCAUGACGGCAUCAUGAUUCUGCGCCUAGGUCAAAUAUCCAAAGUUAUUCCCGAAGUACAGGGAUUCGUCACCCUGGCUGCCAGUCCCAAACACUCAUUUGAAGAGAUCCAGAGAUGUUGGCAUGGAACGCCCGUCGUUGCAACUACAUGUCUUGGAAUAAAUCAUGCUGUUUUCAGUGAGCGGACUUUUGAUUACUGCAUCGUUGAUGAAGCCUCUCAGAUCACACUUCCCGUCUGCCUGGGGCCAAUCCGUCUUGCCCGUACCUUUGUACUCGUGGGUGAUCAUUUCCAAUUACCUCCACUUGUAAAAAAUGAAGAGGCGCGAAAGGGGGGCUUAGAUAUUAGUCUUUUUAAGCAUCUCUCUGACAUGCAUCCUAGCUCAGUUGUGUACUUGGAACAUCAGUAUCGGAUGUGUGAAGAGGUAAUGACCUUAAGCAACUGUUUGAUCUAUGGUGGUCGACUCAAAUGUGGAAACACGCAAGUCUCUCAGCGCGAAAUCUCUAUUCCGGAUAUAAGAGGGCUAGAGAAUCAUCACUUUUCUCCGUUGACGCUUCAUCGUAGUCAAAGCUGUGUUUGCCCAGGAUUAACAAGCAGCAGCUGCUGGCUUCAUGAACUUAUCAAACCUAGCACGAAGGUCUCAUUUAUAAACACGGAUCCAUUGCUUCCUUUGGCGCGUGAGGAGGCAAAAGGCAAUAGAAUCGUAAAUCCAACCGAAGCCAAAAUUUGUAAUUAUCUGGUACAAGGACUCCUCAGCGUCGGAAUUUCAGCUUCUAGUAUUGGGGUCAUGACGCACUACCGUUCACAACUUGCACUUCUCAAGCACAGUCUCUGCGCACAUAGCCAAGUAGAAAUGCACACGACCGACCGCUUCCAAGGUCGAGAUAAAGAAGUCAUCAUUCUUUCCCUUGUUCGCAGUAACGAGGCGAAAUCGAUCGGGGAGUUACUUAAAGAUUGGCGCCGCAUUAAUGUGGCCUUCACGCGUGCCCGGACGAAGCUAUUGGUGAUUGGCAGCCGGCAGACGCUCAAGGGCAGCGGACCGAGCGCGCAUAGUGAUGAGGAGAUGGUGGCUCGAUUCGUUAAAUUGAUGGAAUCGCGUGAUUGGGUAUUCGACCUGCCAGCCGAGGCCCUGGAAAAUCAUGUGUUUGGGGACAUGAUGGCGUCAGUCAGCGGGAGCAGUGCAGGCCAGCUGGACUUUUCGUCACAAGCCAAACGUAGACCGGACCCAAGCGAGGCGGACGGGCCCGGCGUCGCAAUGCCUAAGCGACGCGCACUCGGCCCGAGUUUAACCCGGGUAAGCGGACCGAAGCGGAUCCGGGGUCAGCGACCAUUCCAGAUUCCAAUAGUGGGGCUCUUGCGUGAUAUCAUGUAUGAGGCAGUUCCAGAGGCGUAG